UCAAUUUAAAACCCCUCCACAAGCGCACUGUUGAGGUUUAACUGUCUGACAACGAAGUAGGAUUUUAUUUUCUUUACAUCGAAUCAGGGAAAGAAAAAGCCCUUAAAACUCCUGCGCAAAUUUCCUCUGUCCUGAGCAGGGCAAAAAGAAUGGAGGCGUGGUACGGGCAGUGGAUAGAUACGAUGAAGAAUUUGCUUGUUCCGCAGCUGCAAAAGGCGGUGGAGAAGGGCGAGAGGAAGCAGGUCAUGGGGCCAGUGGAACAGUUGCAUGAGCACCUGGAGGAGUACUUCAAGGCCCUGGAAGGCGCGGCCGAGAAGGAUGUUCUGCAAGUCCUCUCGCCCGCUUGGAGAAGCGCAGCAGAGAAGCCCUUUCUCUGGAUCGGUGACUUUCACCCGGCACUUCUCAUUACUCUCGCCGCCGACAGCGAGGGUUUGUCCGAGAGGGUUAAGAAGAUUCAUAAUGUGAUGACGCCUAUGCUUCAAGACCUGUUCAAUAGAUUGCGCAAUGUUCAGCUCGGUCUGGGCACGGCCCUCGCGCUCGACCGCUCGGAUGCCCUGCAAGAGCACCUUACAGAGCUCAGCUGCAUCUUUCUUGAUGCCAAUCGUCUGCGAAGGAAUGUUGUGUCCCACAUACUUAGCGCCUCCGAUGUCUCUCAAGCGGCACAUUUUCUUCAGGGCAUCGCUCAGCUUUAUAUCUCCUUCAGGGAUCCCCAUUUGGCUGAAUCGUUGAAGCGUUGUAACUUUUAACCCAUUCUUCUCAAUUAUACUCUCCUCUACAAUUCUCUGCAUUUUUUUCCGAAGGAAAUCUUGGUUAUGCACUUUUUUCCAAAGGAGUUUUUGGUGCACCAUGUGCAAGGUUAUGCUGGUUUCUUGAUCAAGGUUAUGCUGGUUUCUUGAUCAAGAUGUAUAGUAAAAGAGCUUACAUUCCUUUAGAGCCUACAUCAAAAGGAAUGUCUGGUUUCUUGAUCAAGAUGUAUAGUAAAGAGCCUACAUCAAAAGGAAUGGUUCUUUUGGCAGUGGAUACCAAAAUUCUCCUGAAAAUGUAUUAGGAUGCGGUUCUCAGUCUUGACUGUUUGGUCUCAUGGAAUCAUUAAAAUCUAUAUUGUUCUCAAGUGUAUUCCUCUACGUUUCUCUGCCUUUUUUUUCCAAAGGAAGUCUUGGUGCACCAUGCAUUUUUUACCAAAAUAACUUUUGGUUCACCAUGCAUCUUUUUCCAAAGGAAUUUUUGGUGCAUCAAGAUGUAUAUAUAGUGUUCAGAGUCCACAUCAAAAGGAAUUUGGUUCUUUUUGUCUUUUGGUAUCGAAGUCAUUUAAAUGUACUGUAAGCUGAUAUCAAAAUCCACUUAAAAAAAGUGUAUAAAUUGCGGCUCUCAGUCUUUUAGACUGUUUGGUGACUUUCUGUCUUUUAGAUUUGUUUGGUUUCAUGGAAUCAUUAAGAUGUACAGUUA
Molecule: messenger RNA, 1446 nt
Organism: Cryptomeria japonica (Japanese cedar)
Lineage: Eukaryota; Viridiplantae; Streptophyta; Pinopsida; Cupressales; Cupressaceae
Product: protein INAPERTURATE POLLEN 1 homolog
Exons: 1
Coding region: 150-746 (198 amino acids)
Biological process (GO): DNA-templated transcription
Molecular function (GO): sequence-specific DNA binding
Source: RefSeq, a predicted model, not a curated record